This is a messenger RNA of Toxotes jaculatrix (banded archerfish), 1066 nucleotides long. RefSeq names its product claudin 15-like a (gene cldn15la). Gene Ontology annotation, molecular function: structural molecule activity. The record is from RefSeq and is a predicted model, not a curated record. Gene Ontology annotation, biological process: cell adhesion; bicellular tight junction assembly. The transcript is spliced from 5 exons. NCBI's taxonomy places the organism in Eukaryota, Metazoa, Chordata, Actinopteri, Toxotidae. Gene Ontology annotation, cellular component: plasma membrane; bicellular tight junction. The coding region runs from base 1 to 660 and encodes 219 amino acids.
AUGUCGACGGCUGUGGAAGCGACCGGGUUCAUCAUGUGCUUAAUCAGCUGGCUGAUCAACGGAGCGGCACUGUCCAACGACUACUGGAAGGUUUCCACCGUGUCCGGGAGCGUGAUCAUCUCCCAGAGGCAGUUUGAAAACUUGUGGCACUCCUGCGCUGAGGACAGCGCCGGCAUCGCCGAGUGUCGGGACUUUGAGUCACUGCUCGCCCUCCCUGCCUACGUGCAGGCGUGUCGCGCUCUGAUGAUCGUCUCUCUGCUGCUCGGCCUCGGCUCCAUGAUCGUCUCUCUGCUCGGACUCAAAUGCAUUAAGAUUGGCUCAACCACUGACCAGGCCAAGGCCAAGAUCGCCUUCACUGGAGGAAUCCUGAGCAUCCUUGCUGGUCUGUGCUGCAUGAUAGCGUGUUCCUGGUACGCCUUCAGGGUCGUUGAGGACUUCAACAACCCGUUCUACGGCGGUGUGAAGUUUGAGCUGGGUACUGGCCUCUUCCUGGGAUGGGGUGGAGCCUCUCUGGCCAUACUGGGUGGAUGUUUUCUCUGCACCGCUUGUAAAAGAGCAUCACCUGGUGGCAAGAAAGGAGGUUUCUAUGGAAACCCACCACAGAAGGUCUACACGGCUACAGCAAAGUCAGAUCCAGAUUCAGCCAGAGCUUAUGUCUAAAAACACACACACACAUACACACACACACACAUACACACAGUACCGUGACAAAGUUUUAUCCUUCAAAGUAAAGUUUUUUUGGGGAGACCAGCUACUCGUCCUCAGAGGAGGACAGAUGAUUAAAGCCACACACACACACUCAGUGUCUCAGGAAAUGUGAGGAUUUUCUGUCUUUCUUCUUUUUUUUUUUGCAGAGUUUUUGAGGUGAAAUCAUGAAUGUAAUUGUUUGGAAAAGAUAAAGCUUUGGAGAUGAUUGUUAGUGAUGGUGUAAUCCUGUUUGUUAUGGAGCUCAUUAUUUUCUCAAUAAAGUUUGUAUUACAUGUUUGUUCAUAUGCUUUGUUACACACAUUUCAUACACUCUAUGUUCUAAUGUUUAGGACAAUUCCCUCAAUAUUUACAGUAUCUU